CGCCGGCGUUGGAUGGCUGCUACUCCUGUUCUUAGCUGGCUUGGGGCAGGAUGCUGCGGUCGGAAUGCCGGGGGAGCCUCUUUCGCAACUGGACGGCUCGACCUCGAGGCCGGCGGGGUCCGAUGGCAUUUCGCUGUUCACCUUCCUUUCUAAUUUUUCGCGUCUCGCAUAUUCUCAGCAGGGCUAUUAGACUAUGUCGACUGAGCGAGAGAGAAGAAGCGGAGCGCCGAGGUCUGCAGCCAAAGAUCUACCCAUGACCAGCCACAUGGAGAGCAUGGGGCAAUUCAAGAUCAUUGUCUGGGAAGAAGAAAAUUUCCAGGGGAAGCGUUCUGAAUUCCUGAUGGAAUGCCCCAAUGUCAUGGAACGUGGUUUCCGCAAGAUUCGCUCCAUCAAAGUGGAAAAUGGCCCCUGGGUAGGCUUUGAGUAUCCUGAAUAUCAAGGACAGCAAUUCAUUUUGGAGAAAGGAGACUAUCCUCACUGGGAGGCCUGGAGUGGAAACAGUGCUUAUAAGACCGAGCAUCUACUCUCUUUCCGGACUAUCAGAUGUGCCAAUCAUAAUGACAGCAGAGUGACCCUAUUUGAGUCAGAGAACUUCCAAGGAUACAAGUUUGAGCUGACUGAUGAUUAUCCAUCAUUGCAAGCCAUGGGAUGGAGCAGCAAGGAAGUAGCCUCCAUCAGAGUUCUCUCUGGAGCGUGGGUGGCAUAUCAAUAUCCGGGCUACCGAGGCUACCAAUAUAUCCUGGAGCGGGACCGACAGAAUGGUGAAUAUCGGAAGUACACCGACUAUAGCAGCCAAGCCCACAGCAGCCAGAUCCAGUCCAUCCGCCGUGUCCAGCAUUGAGCCAGGUCUUAGCAGCAGAAACAGUAGCAUUAUAUUCCCUGUGCAACCCACACCCUCACUUUGGCCAAGUAGUAGACCUGCACCCAGUAGCUAAUAAAGGCAUUUACCAAACUUCCUUUUCGUUUCGUCCAUCUGUCCACUUUGUGCCAGGAUUCUUAAGGGUUCCUAGAGUUCAUACCUCAGACUGCCAAUAGGGGUCCAAUUACUGUGGGAAGUUGAAAAUAAUCAACAAAAGAGAAUCCCAUUUGGUUCUACAGUCCAGGGAGGAUUGGUUAAGGAAUCCCUUUGCAAUAGAAAAAAGAUGCCAGAAUAUGAAUUUUUGCAAAAUGGAUUCUACCUGCUUUCCUUCUCCUACAAAAAGAAAAAAAAAAGUCAAUACACGGUAGGUAGCACAUUACUUUGAGAUUGGCUCAUGGUCAGGACCACAAAGGAACAAGCAACAUUUAGCAAGAAGCUGAACUGAGAGUAUUUCCAAGAGGGUUAAUCAUCUAAAUCUUUUAUUCACAUACAAAUACAAAAACAAAGGGUUGUUUUUUUGGCAAUUUGAAAUUUGAUUUAUUAUCGCAUAAACUUUGGUCAAAAAACCUCAUCCUUCAGCUAUAACACUGUUUGAAGAGCCCUAUUAGCAACACGGACUGACAAAAGAUGUUUACUUAGUAGCCUCUUUCCCAGCAGUUAAAAUGAUGAAGGUUGGACUUGGGGUAAGGUUACCAACUUUAAAAAAAAACAAGCAGGCACAAAUGUUUUGUAAAUUUACUGGGUUGAAUAAUUGUUAGAUGUGCAGGAUCAGCAGGUAAAAGUUUUUCACUUCUAAAAAUACUGGAUCAGCUAUUAGAACAGUAACCUUUUGCAGAACUUGAGACUGCGAUGAAACCAUGCUCACUCACUUGUACGUGAAUCGCUGGGCAUCUGUAGCUAACUAGACAGCCCAAGAUCUCAAUGCAGCCUCAUUAUAGCAUCUCAGUGGGCUUCCUGAGUUGGGAGGAAGGGUGGCCA
Thamnophis sirtalis is the source of this 1837-nucleotide messenger RNA. It is a transcript of the gene CRYBA2, whose product is annotated as crystallin beta A2. Gene Ontology annotation, molecular function: structural constituent of eye lens. Gene Ontology annotation, biological process: lens development in camera-type eye; visual perception. The record is from RefSeq and is a predicted model, not a curated record. NCBI's taxonomy places the organism in Eukaryota, Metazoa, Chordata, Lepidosauria, Squamata, Natricidae.